CACUCACGCUCACAAGACUUUUCCCAACUUCCUUGUUGUUACAUUUGUGGGGGGAAGUUGAAUUGACCAACAGAUCAAAGUUUCCAAUUUCCUUUCAUUAGCAACAUGACCAACUCAACAACUCAUCCUCCGCCGGUUCAUUUGACCGAAUCUCCUACAACCCAUUCGAUUCAAUCCAAUCUUGGCCCUGAGUCUUCCUCGGACUCGUCUAGCUCGGAUAUAAAGCUCGAGCAAAAUGGCUCGACGUCAGGUCUUGGAUCAGUUCGACCGUCUGAAAAUAAUGGCAAUGACUCAAAGAAGAAACGAGUCGGUCCGAAACGAAAGAAGGUCACUCAUGCAUGUGUGUAUUGCCGUAGAUCCCAUAUGACAUGUGAUGACGGUCGACCAUGUCAGCGCUGUAUCAAAAGAAGCAUCGGGCAUCUUUGUCACGACGAACCUAAGCCGUCAGCAGUAGCGGCGGCUGCUCGUAAUGCUGCUGGCAAAGACAAGGAGAACAACCGAAGCACUCAAAAUAACGGUGGUCAGAACAAUAUGAACAUGAUGCCUAAAGCUAUUCUUGACGCUCCUUUCCAGAUGCCUUCGGUACCAUUGGCCUUUGCCAGUGAGGAAAUGGGAAAUGAAUUUAGUGUCAUUAGCGCUUUCCUCGACUCACUCGAUCCCAAAACCGCUAAUUUACUCCAACAGCACCAACAGCAACCACCACAACAUCAAUUGGCAACCGCCAGCGGCGAUGCUAUUACCAAUGGAAGCGCAUUGACCAACAAUCUCACGCCUGGGAACGACCCAACCAAUACAACCGAGCAAUACUUUAUUACAGCUGCCGACCCGCACGACGGUAAAUUGGAAGAUCGACUCAACGAAGUCAUCAAUGCUAAAUACGAAGCUGGUUUCCUUCGUCCCUACAACUACGUGAACGGUUAUGCAAGACUUCAACGCUACAUGGACAAUCACAUGUCACCAAAUAGUCGUCAGCGGAUAUUGAAUGUCAUGGGCACCUUCAGACCGGCAUUUAGACACGUUGCUCAGUCUCUGACUGAUAUUGAUCUUAUUUUAGUCGAGGAAGCGUUUGAACGACUUCUUUUGGACUAUGAUCGUGUAUUCAGUUCCAUGGGCAUACCGGCUUGCUUGUGGCGGAGAACUGGUGAGAUCUACAAAGGAAACAAAGAAUUUGCUGCCCUGGUAGGAGUGCCAAUCGAGCAAUUACGAGAGGGCCAUCUUUGUAUAUAUGAGAUGAUGGCCGAAGACUCUGCCGUCAACUAUUGGGAGAAAUAUGGCAAUAUUGCAUUUGACGCUGGACAAAAGGCUGUUUUGACCUCAUGUCUACUAAAGUCCCCGGAUCCAGAAAAAACAAGCGUCAUUUCAUGCUGCUUUUCAUUCACGAUACGACGCGAUAAAUACAAUAUGUAAGUUCGCUAGCAGUCUCUUGUCAAUCAGUGUCUACCGCUUCCUCACAAUUUUCCUCUCUCCCUACUCUCAUGUUUCAUUAGACCCACGGUAAUCGUUGGCAACUUUUUGCCAGUCCAACUGCAAUGAAGCAUGGCCUCCCGCGCUCUCAACGAAAAACUACGAAAAAUUUCAAUACAAUUCAAUACAAUUCUUUAAUAUAAGCCAAGCAUUUGUUUCCAUCAAUAUAACUUCUGCUGCUCAUAGCAUGUCUGUUCCUAAGCGCGCGCCCAACGCUUGCAAGAAGGAUGUACACUAUCAGCUCCUUUACCCACUGCAACGGUUACUUGAAUAAACUACAAUACUUCUGUUCUCAAUUACACAUAUCUCU
Umbelopsis ramanniana AG is the source of this 1774-nucleotide messenger RNA. RefSeq lists its product as uncharacterized. Lineage: Eukaryota; Fungi; Mucoromycota; Umbelopsidomycetes; Umbelopsidales; Umbelopsidaceae. Gene Ontology annotation, cellular component: nucleus. Bases 106 to 1407 code for a protein of 433 amino acids. The transcript has 10 exons. Gene Ontology annotation, molecular function: DNA-binding transcription factor activity, RNA polymerase II-specific; zinc ion binding; RNA polymerase II transcription regulatory region sequence-specific DNA binding. The record is from RefSeq and is a predicted model, not a curated record. Gene Ontology annotation, biological process: regulation of DNA-templated transcription.